GCCAGUUGCGGCCGUGCGCGUCGAGCCGAGGCGGCGCUGUGCGGGAGGAACUCCUCGUCGCGGCUCCGCAUGCACGUGCGUGUGUGUGAGUGUGAGUCAGUGAGUGUGUGUUUGCGUGCAUGUGUGUUUGUUUCCAGCGCUCGCCAGGCUCGCUGCGCUCCGAGGCUUCCUGCUGCAUCCACCCGCCUCAAACCCGCGACCCCCGGCCUGUCACCGCUCCGUCCCGCCGGUUUUGACCAGAGACGGAGCGCCCCCCCCCCAUCAGGACCCACGGGCAGCUCCCGGCACGCCCCCCCCUCCCCCUCCCCUCCUCCCCUCCCCGAACCCAUGACCGCCUGAGGGACCCGGCCCCGCCGCGGCCCAUGCUCUGGACCCGUUCCACUCCCCGUCCUCGUCAUCCCUCAAGCUGACGCAGAACCCCAGACACCUGCCCCCCCCCCCCCCCCCCGUCCCCCACCCCCACCCCCACCCCGUCCCCGGCGACUCGCCGCCGCCCGCCAUGGUGUCCGGCACGGAGACGGUGCACUACAUCCACCUGCACAACUCCAGCCAGUCGGUGCUGGAGGCGCUGCGCACGCAGCGGCGCGAGGGCCUGUUCUGCGACGUGACGGUUCGGAUCCACGACGCCUCGCUGCGCGCCCACGCCUGCGUGCUGGCGGCCGGCAGCCCCUUCUUCCAGGACAAGCUGCUGCUGGGCCACUCGGAGAUCUCGGUGCCGCCGCUGGUGCCGGCGGAGACGGUGAAGCAGCUGGUGGACUUCAUGUACAGCGGCUCGCUGGUGGUGCUGCAGUCGCAGGCGCUCUGCAUCCUGACGGCCGCCAGCAUCCUGCAGAUCAAGACCGUCAUCGACGAGUGCACCCAGAUCAUCUCGCAGAGGAAGGCGGCCGCCAGUGCGGCGGCGGCGGCGGCGGCCGCCGGGGGCGGGAUGCUGGGGGGAGUCCUGCCCAAACAGGAGGAGCGCGGCGGGGGCAAAGGGAGGGAGAGCGGCGGCGGCGCCAGCUGCUCCGUGGGCGCCGCCGCCGCCGCCGCUGGGGGCUACGCCAACUUCUCUAACUUCAUGGCCGAGUGCGGCGCCAGCAACAUGGCGGCGGGGCUGGGCGGCGGCGGCGUUGGCGAGGGCGGCCCGGGCCCCAUGGACCAGGCCAACACCGUGAGCCUGAUGGCCCUGGGUGACAUGGGCCAAGGCGCCAUGUGCGGCGGCGGCGGCGGCGACGGCAUGGGGGGCGGGCCCGGCGCCAUCCUCAUGAAGCAGAGCUCCAGCUGCACUCAGGACGUCCGCUACAAGCUGAGGGACCUGCUGGCGCAGACGGCCAAUGGCGGCGGCGGCGGCGGCGCCGGGAACCUGUCGGCCGGCUGCGGCUGCGGCUCCGGCGUGGACGGCAUCGCCAGGGACGCUCUCCGCGGCAACGGCGCCGACCUCUCCGACGACCUGGUGGCCAUGGAGCGCUUCAGCGAGGAGGACGAGCUGGACGGCCGGGACCGGGGACGAGACGGAGACCGAGACCGGGGGGCGAGCCACAGCCGCAAGCAGAGGCAGCCGCUCCGGCUCCAGGUGCUGGGCGGAGACGGGGUGGUGGUGAAGGACGAGGGGGUGCAGGACGCCGACGGGACGGUGUACCUGCAGGACGGGAGGCGGGACCAGGACCAGGACGGCUCCCAGGAGUCCAUGGCGGGCUUCGGCCAGGACUUCUACGACGAGCAGGCGGUGUUCUCAGAGAGCUUCUGGCCCCAGAGCGAGCCCCAGCAGGCCAUGACCUUCAACCCCAGAGGCAGGGUCAGCAAGCCCCUGACCCCGCCCCCAACCUCGCAGGCCAUCAGCAACCAGCUCUUGUUCCAGUACCCAGUGAGCCAGUCGCAGCCAGCGCCGUUCUACGUGGGCGGGCCCAUGGGCGGCAUGGACAGCAUGGCAGGCGCGGAGCCCGGUCAGCAGGCCCCGCCCCCGGCGCCCAUGACCCCGGCCCCGCCCCCAUCCAGCUCCUCCUGCUCUGCUGGGCCGUCGCCCUCGUCCCAGGGAUCCGAGACCUCGUUCGACUGCACCCACUGUGGCAAAUCUCUACGUUCCAGGAAGAACUACAGCAAGCACAUGUUCAUCCACUCCGGUCAGAAACCUCACCAGUGCUCCAUCUGCUGGCGCUCCUUCUCGCUGCGCGACUACCUCCUGAAGCACAUGGUGGUGCACACCGGCGUGCGCGCCUUCCAGUGCACCAUGUGCGGCAAGCGCUUCACCCAGAAGAGCUCGCUCAACGUGCACAUGCGCACCCACCGCGCCGAGCGCACCUUCCAGUGCAACGUGUGCCACCGGGCCUUCACCCACCGCACCCUGCUGGAGCGCCACGCCCUGCAGCACGCCCACCACGCCCCCCAGACCCCCGGCCCCGGCCCGGGCCGCGGGGCCGACAUGACCUCCCCCGCCAAGCACAGCCCUCCAGCCAUGGGGGGGCCCUCAGGUAUGGCCGGCGCGGCCGGCAUGGUGGGCGGCAUGGCCAACAUGCCCGGCCACGGCGCUUCCUCCACCUAGAUAGAGGCGGGGCGGGGGUGGGGGGGGGGCAGCCCAUUCCUCCUGCCAACACUUAUUUGGUCCCAUCAGCCUUUUCGGUCCGUUUUCGGGGCGGGGCGGCGCUCACGGGUUCCCACUGUUCCAGCGCCGCCUCCAGUCAGGGUUCCUACACGGCUCAAGGCCUUUUCAGUCUGAAGCUAAAAAACUCUCAGUGAGUCGAUGUGCUUUUCUCAUGUUUGGAAAUUGCACAAAAAAUCUUGGGAAACUUUAAAAAGAAAGAGGGAGGCUCCUUUUUGUAGAAACCCAUCCUCAGUAGCUGUAGCUCUUCUGCCAUUCGCCGUGUUGUGAUAUUUGUUACUGUGACGACUGAUCAGUCAUAAGCUACCGAGCAGCAUCGCUAACAGCCACACCUCGUCCAGCAGCAUCCAGAAACAUCCAGACAGUCUCACACAUUGUGUAGGAACCCUGUUUCAAAGAGACCAGAGUCACCAAAGAGGUUUGGAGAGGGAGGGGGGGCACCUUUCUGGGUGGAGGCAGUAUGGGGGGGGGGCUACAAGGGAGAAAGUAGUCAUGCAGUGAUGGGGGGAGGGAGGUGGGGUGAUUCACCGUCAGUUCACUUGAUCAAGUUCAGAUCCUUUAAUUCCUCAAAUACAAGGACAUAUCAGGACCUGCUGCAGGACAGACAUGUCCUCCGGACUGUCCUGCAGUCGUCAGCCACGAGGCGGAGCUACAGAGCCGUCAGUCCAAACGGGACUCAGACACUGACUGAUGCGAAGCACUCUACAUUACUGUACGUUCAAUACCUCAGCGACCAGCGGAGCGGCCGCUUCCGGUCUGCAGGAGCGGCUGCUGUACCGCUGCCAGCAGCCAGGGGGCGCCAUCCCCGCUCGCCGUUCACUCCCCGAGGCAGACCGAGGGCUGCCGUCACCCCGCCUCCAUGCUACCUCUCUUCCACGGUCAAAGGAAAGACGUUUACACCGCGUUUCCACUGGAAACUCGUCGCUGAUGCACUUUGGUUUCAAACCGCUUUGGUUCGCUCGGAAACGGACUGGAUGUAGUGAGCCGGCCGGGCCAGGAGGGGGCGCCGAAGUCCGGCGCCGCCCCGUGCACCGCCGUCCACAACCCAGGACUGUUACCACGGUGACCGGCAACUCUAAAGGUUCCUGGACCAGGACGACCUGAGUUCUGUUCUGGGUUUGGAUUGGAUCCGUGGUGGAAAAUUGCGUCAAACAUGGCUGCUAGCAUCAUAUAGCAUUAGCCCCACUGUGUUUUCACUGGAUCCCAGUGGAUCCGGAGCUCCACACCGGAGGUGUACCCCCACCAGGUAAAUACGGGUUGUGGAGUGGAAGGCGGAGGUUCUGUUUUGCGGACCGCCGUCCGGUCGUCCGAUGGGUCCAUUCCCUGGCGCGGUGGCUGCUGUA
Messenger RNA from Salarias fasciatus (jewelled blenny), 3918 nucleotides. It is a transcript of the gene zbtb45, whose product is annotated as zinc finger and BTB domain containing 45. The transcript has 6 exons. Bases 500 to 2518 code for a protein of 672 amino acids. Gene Ontology annotation, molecular function: RNA polymerase II cis-regulatory region sequence-specific DNA binding; DNA-binding transcription factor activity, RNA polymerase II-specific; protein binding. NCBI's taxonomy places the organism in Eukaryota, Metazoa, Chordata, Actinopteri, Blenniiformes, Blenniidae. The record is from RefSeq and is a predicted model, not a curated record. Gene Ontology annotation, biological process: regulation of transcription by RNA polymerase II.